GACUAGUGGAUGUCAGUGAAUGCUCUUAGAUAUGCAAGUUAUUGCUAAAACUUGUAGACACAAGAAUGAAGAUUGAAGACACUGCAUCUCUAGUGGAGUGGAGUGUGUGUUGAGAAAUAUGCCUGAUCCAGAUGUUGCCAGAGAAAGCAUAUGGAUUCCUUUCAUGCGUGAUGAGAUGCAUUGUGAUGAACAAACACUUAUUAUAGGUGAUUGCUCUGGGGCCGAGGCAACAAUGAGGUAUGUUGAAUCCUACAAAGUGCACAGCAUCAUCUUGGUAUCACCCUGUGUAACAGAUCUCGGAGAAGAAAAUGAAAAGCUAAGCGGCUAUUAUGACCGCCCAUGGGAAUGGGCCAAGAUGAGAUCCAACACCCAGUCCAUCACUGUCUUUGGCUCCACCGAUGACCCUUACAUCAAAUGGGCCGAGAUGCAAGAGGUGGUGGACAACCUCAACCCUGAGCUCCACAAAUUCCACGACCAGGGUCACUUUGAGGUGCAGACUUUCCCUGAACUGAUUCCAGUGGUCAAACGGCGGUUGAAUAGUACUUGAGCUGUAGGCAGGUGUGGUCAAAAUAAGAGGAUAACUAGCAUGAGCAAUGUAUGAAUGACAUUGUACCCCCUCCCCCCAUGCUCAGAGGCGCAUUGACGUGACUUUUUGCCCUAUGCAUACUCAUACCUUGGGUUACAUUUUAGAUGACAGAAGUGAUCUAGUGAAAUGUCCCUGUACACAGCUCAAGAGGAUUUGAUGAAUGCAGCACUGGGCUUGACGUUUGUUUGGAGGAAACUGUACUUUUGGGUCAGUGAAGUUCAAGGAACACAUUCUAAGGUUUUUUAUUUUAAUGCUGUGCCAAAGGUUCACAAAAAGUCAGUGCACUUGAGGUGGAAUCCCUGGAUCCUUCUUGCGUCAGAUUUUGUGUGUGAAAGCUGCAGGUGGAUAAAUCAUAGCCUUAAUGUUUGAAAUAUCAGGUCAUGUGAAUAGAGAUCUGGAAAACUGAUGUUUUCACAUUCGCUUUAUAAACCCGAUAUGCGGGGGUAGUGUAAUAUCAGUCAGUGUGGGUAUGUGAGCUUAAUAAACACCUGGUACAUUGAACAACACUGACGGGAAGAGGGCAAUAUUGAGAUAGACAAAACAGACAUUUCAGUCUUGAACUUGCUUUGACAACUUGGUUUAUAUAUCGUGGUAGUGUUCAAAAAUUAGUUUUUAUCAACCUAAAACAAUCCAAGUUUUGCCAAUCGUGUGGCAAUAACAAAGUGAUUAAGAGAAUUAUUUGCCUAGGCAACAAGAUAGCUCCCAGGAAGCAUUCCAAUUACAAUUUGUAUACACCAUUCCAAAUUCAUUUGAAAGCUACAAUAGGACGUUAGGACAAUCAAAUGCAGUAAUGUCAGCCUGGUUUGGGAAUACAGUAUGUUAAAAUUAAAUCUUCAUUCGUUGGUGAGAAAAACUUUGAAUAAAUGAUUACAAGCAUUUAAUGUCGAGUAAAAUGUACGAUAUAAAUAUUCUAGUUCCAUCAGCACUUCAGUAUAAUCUAUCAAGUAAACUUGAUAAAAAGGGAGGCUCGGGUUAGAAAAGUUUGGAUAAGUUAUGAGACGCUCGUCAACCCUCCCUUUGAUUAUUCUUCUUCGGAAAAAUUUCUUGUAAAUUUUUCAACCAAUUAGUUUUUAAUCAGUGCAUGAAAAAACCAUAGACAGUGUCAGGAAAUGGAUCCUUGUGCAUUUUUUUAAUAUACCCCCUUCAAAUGAAGAAUUUACAGAAAGUUAUAAGGACUCGAAACUCAGCUUUCUCUGCUGCCUUUGUUUUCAGGUUACACCUCAUUUCUCACGCUAUCCUGGGCACAAAAGGCACACCAGUGCACAAUUUGAUAGAAAACAAUACUGUGUUUCUUCUGAAAUGAUUUGAGAUGUUUAUUUGGUCCACAGAAAGGCACUGUGUAGCCAGCAUUGCUAAAGCAGAACCUAAACUCAGACCAGCCAUUGAAACUUGUGACAAUCAAAUGAGCGAGUUUGAUAUGCAAUCAGUACAUACACAAAAUGAAGUGUGUCGUAGAUUAUUCAUCAUCUAUGCAUGAAUACAGGGUUGGCCCUAUCAGGGUAAGCAAAUUCUCACAUGUACUGAACAUGUUCAAACUGGCAUUCCUGGCGUACUUCCCUUGUAUGAUCGUGCCGUUUUUGACACACCAAAAUGGCUCACUGAACUGAGAUUUUGUGGGAAUUCAUCAUCGUGCAGCUCUAAAAAAAAGUAGAUAAAGCAUCUCUCCUAUUGAAUAAAGUACUUUGCCCAUUGUUGUACGUGCAGUCCUGUCAAGAGAUUCCAAGAAAAACAAACUAAAUUAAGACUUGAACAGCCAGCUGACAAUAGAAAGUUCUUCAGAUGAUUGGUAAGACAUCUUUACUAGUAAUAAGGGAGUGUUGAGUUCAAGUCCCAAAAUACUGUUUAGUGAGUUGAAUAAGCGCCAAAUGUUACAUUCAGAAUAAUUUUCAUACAAGUUGACAAAGUUUGAAAAACCAUCUUUUGGAACCUAAGACAUCUUAUAAGCUGAUUUUUCCAUACACAUUUUCCACAGCUAUUCUAUUUACUGGUGUAGAAACUAUUUUACGAAGUUACAAAUAUUUUGGUUGCUUUUUUUUUUACGUGUUUAAAUACUGCAGUAGAUUUAGGGGUGGGCAAAGCAAGAAAGUAAAGCUUUUUAUUGCCUCAGUGUCGAUUCAGGAAAACAUGGUGAUUGCAAGAUUUAAACUUCAUACAUAUACAUCAUUAUUUCCAAUAACAAAACGUUAUAUAAUUACAAACACCCUGGACGUGAUAUCAAUCGGUAGCCACCAUCAGUGAUUAACCUUUUAACAAAUAAACACUGUCUUUGCAGACUCUCUUAA
Acanthaster planci (crown-of-thorns starfish) is the source of this 2868-nucleotide messenger RNA. RefSeq names its product serine hydrolase RBBP9-like. Lineage: Eukaryota; Metazoa; Echinodermata; Asteroidea; Valvatida; Acanthasteridae. The record is from RefSeq and is a predicted model, not a curated record. Gene Ontology annotation, molecular function: hydrolase activity.